AACUAUAUAAUACACGAUGGGCAAAAGGAAAACAAAGGCGAGGGAAGCGAAGAUUCUUAGAAAGAUAAGGAAACUGGAAGAAAAAUUGUCGAACACACCGGCGAGGAAACGUAUAAUGCGUCUACCUUCUAGUAGUUCGAGUGACGAGAAUAAUAAUGUCAGCCAGACGAAGAAUGACAUAUUAUACCAGGCUUUACCAGAUUUGUUCGACACUCUUGAUGAUGUCACCGAGCGACGUCCAGACAUCGUGUUAUCAUUGGAGGACAUAACACGGCCUGAGGCGGCUGUUGAGAUACCAGCAGUUUCGCAGAUCGGCGGUGCCGAUUCAGCAGUCUCUGAAAUCGAGGGGAAUAAUGACCUCGAGUUGGAUGGGUCAGUACUUUCAUUGUUAGGUGAUGUUCCCGAACUUGUUACUGAACUCGGACCUCCUAUCCAUAAGGAUAUUACCACAAGAUGGCAAGACAUUUUGAAAAGAGGGCUUAAAAAGGAUAUCAAAAGAGACUUGGUAAAGUUAUAUCCUAUACCUAAUAAUUUAGAAACACUGGUACCACCAAUUCUCAAUCCUGAAGUAAAAGUAGCACUAGCAGAAAGUUUAGUAAAACAAGACUUUUCUAUUUUUCAUAAACAAAAACAGAUCGGGUUUGCAUUGUCAGCACUUAGUAAAUCUGUCGACUCUAUAAUAAGUGACCCAGCCAAAAAGUUACAUAUCGACACAAAAUCGAUAUUAUUAAGACAUUUAAGUGAUGCUUGUCGCAUUUUAUGUGAUGUAUACCAGCUCGAAACGAAAAGACGAAGAAUGCUUAUUUUAAGUUCGAUAAACCAGAAGAUGAAAGACAUCGUUAUGGAUACAUUACCUGAAAAAUAUCUCUUUGGUGACAACAUGUCGGAGAAGUUAAAGACAGCUCAAGGUAUUAAUUUUAAACAAAUUUUAAAAGUCGUACCGAAGACAAGUUUUUUGAGUAAAAAUGCUACGUCAACUACAUCAGUCCCAAAGUCUUUAAACCAACGGACCCCAUAUCGGAAAAUAGCAGCACGUUCUUAUAUGGGGAAACAACGACUGCAGGACCGUGCAGCGCCAGCACCAACUCCAGCGCCAGCUCAGGGCCGCCAGCGGCACUACCGCCGCAGCCCUCCACCUCCUCCGCGGCGUCAGAGACAGCAGCGGUUUUGAGCAUUGACCACGAGGUACGUUAUGCGGGGCGACUGUCAUAUUUCUUUCAACAAUGGGGGAAUAUAACUAGUGACCCGCUUAUAUUAGACUGGUUAAAGGGCUAUAAGAUUCCUUUUGUUUCACAACCCAUUCGCAAUGAUUGGGCUUGUACUAUUGUAAGAUCUAAAAAGGAAUUAUUUGCAUUUAAUAAAUGUAUACAGAAAUUAUUAGAUAUCGACGCCAUUUCAGAAUCGAAUCACGAGGACAAGGAAUUUAUUUCUACGGUUUUUCUGGUGCCUAAACCAAACGGAGAGAAUAGAUUUAUUUUAAAUUUAAAAUGUUUAAAUAAGUUUAUAAAGAUUGAACAUUUUAAAUUAGAGGAUUACCGUACUGCCACCAAAUUAAUGUUUCCCAAUUGUUUUAUGGCUUCUAUGGAUCUGAAGGAUGCAUACUAUUUACUACCAAUUCAUAGAUUGCACAGAAAAUAUUUAAAGUUUAAAUUUAAUGAGACUCUUUAUGCAUAUAAUUGCCUACCGUUUGGCUUAACGACAGCACCGUACGUUUUUACAAAACUAUUAAAACCAGUAAUGGAGUACUGCAGGUCAAAUAAUAUAUUAACAGUUAUAUAUUUAGAUGAUAUAAUAAUAUUUGGCAGUUCAUAUGUGGAGUGCAAUAAAAACAUUAUAUUUAUCAAGAACCUUCUCGAAGGUCUGGGAUUUCUAAUAAAUUAUGAUAAGAGUUGUUUAACACCUUCAAAGGAGUGCAAAUAUUUAGGUUAUAUAUUUAAUUCAGAAGACAUGAUAUUGGAGCUACCCUUUGAAAAGAGAACUAAAAUUCAACAAUUAAUUUUAAAGUUCUUAAAUACAAAGACUUGUAGUUUACGGGAUUAUUCUAGUUUUCUUGGUAAUUUAAUAUCAGCUUGCCCUGCUAUAGAUUACUCUUGGUUAUAUACUAAGCGUUUUGAAAGAUUUAAAUUUUUAUGUUUAUUAUCUAAUUCGUCGUACGAUCAAAUUAUACAAAUUCCAGCAAGAUUGAAUGAAGAUAUACCACCAUAACGGUGGUUGAGAUAUAUUAAAGCCGAUUAUGCUAAGCUACGCAGUCAUAAUUUUACCUUUGAGAUUUUCUCAGACACUUCUCUUACGGGUUGGGGAGCAUAUUGUAACGGAAACGGAUCGCAUGGUUUUUGGACCAACGCAGAAAGGACGAAACACAUAAAUUCAUUAGAGCUUAAAGCAGCUUUUUUUGCUUUAAAAGUUUAUGCUAAACAUAUUACUUAUACAGAGAUUCUUUUGAGAAUCGAUAACACUACUGCUAUAGCAUGUAUUAAUAAAAUGGGUAGUAUACAAUAUCCACACCUUGAAGAAAUUACACGACAAAUUUGGCAAUGGUGUGAAAAUAGGGAAAUUUUUAUAUUUGCAUCUUAUAUCAGAUCCAAGGAUAAUGUGGAAGCUGAUACCAUGUCUAGAAUUAAAUUUCAGGAGACAGAAUGGGAACUUGCAGACUAUGCCUUUCAAGCAAUCAUUCUGUUGCUAGGACAACCUACAGUAGACUUGUUCGCAUCUAGAAAUAAUAAGAAAUGUUCUACUUAUGUAUCUUGGAAACAAGAUCCUGAUGCUUGGACAAUUGAUGCUUUCACAUUAUCUUGGACUCAUCUUAAUUUUUAUGCUUUUCCUCCAUUUGCAUUAAUACUAAAGAUGAUUCGUAAAAUUAUAGAUGAUAGGGCGGAGGGCAUUGUUGUAAUACCAAAUUGGCCUACCCAACCGUGGUAUCCAUUAUACCAAAAGAUUAAAAUUUCUAAGGAGGUAUUUUUUCAUCCAGAUAAACGAUUGCUCGUAUCUCCUUUCAGACUUCAUCACAAUCUGCACAGCUCGCUAGAAUUGAUUGCCGUGCGAUUGUCAGGAAAACGCUAAUAGAACGACAUCUUUCCUCAAGAUCUGUGGAUAUCAUCUUAUCGUCUUUAGCUGACAGUACCUAUAAGCAAUAUGAUGGAUGUAUUAGGUCUUGGAUAACAUAUUGCGAGAAUAAAGAACUAAACUAUUGCUCUGCAUCGAUUCCAGAAAUUAUACAUUAUUUAAGUCAGCUUUUUGACCAGGGAGCAAAGUAUGGGACUAUUAACUCUCAUAAAUCAGCAAUAAGUUUAUUAAUGGGAAAUUCUAUUGAUGAUACCAGAGUUAAGAGAUUUAUGAAGGGAGUGUAUAGGUUACGGCCUCCCGCGCCUAAAUAUGAUAUAACUUGGGAACCUAAUUUAGUUUUGAAUUAUUUAAGCAAGUUAUGGCCCAACCAUACGUUGAGCUUAGAGGACCUUUCAAAGAAAGCUGUUACACUUAUUGCCUUGGUGACGGCUCAUCGUGUCCAGACGAUAUCUCUCAUAAAGACUAGAAACGUGUUUGUAAAUCAGGGUAGUGAAGUGAUUAUCAAAAUACCCGAUUAUAGAGACUUCUAGGUUAGAUGCACAUCAACCUUUGUUAAAACUCCCCUUCUUCACUCCCCGGCCUGAAAUCUGCCCAGCAUUAUGCGUCUUAGCUUAUUUAAAUAGAACUGAGAAUUUGCCGGUAAAUAAUCAAGACAGAUUAUUUUUAAGUUACAAGAAACCUUAUAAAGAGAUAUCGACGCAGACAUUAAGACGCUGGAUAAAGACUAUUUUGGCUAACAGUGGCUUGGAUACUACAAUAUUUAGUGCCCAUAGCACUCGCCAUGCAUCAACUUCGUCGGCUUAUAGGCUGGAAGUCAAUCUUGACAUUAUAAGGAGAACGGCUGGUUGGAGUGAAGCAUCUGGAGUUUUUGCUAAAUUUUAUAAUAAGGAAGUUAUUGUUAACGAUAAAAGCUCAUUUGCUCAAUCCAUUCUCAGCAACCAUUGUAACUAAGAUAAUUAGAUUAAUAAGAGUUUAUUACAUUCUAUUAAAGAAAAUAUACUUCUUAAAUGUUAAA
Pararge aegeria (speckled wood butterfly) is the source of this 4078-nucleotide messenger RNA. RefSeq lists its product as uncharacterized. The record is from RefSeq and is a predicted model, not a curated record. The transcript is spliced from 2 exons. NCBI's taxonomy places the organism in Eukaryota, Metazoa, Arthropoda, Insecta, Lepidoptera, Nymphalidae. The coding region runs from base 17 to 1171 and encodes 384 amino acids.